Messenger RNA from Thlaspi arvense, 8053 nucleotides. Lineage: Eukaryota; Viridiplantae; Streptophyta; Magnoliopsida; Brassicales; Brassicaceae. The record is from the annotation of a GenBank genome assembly.
CGUUAGCAAAAUAAAGUGUCUAAUUUUGAAAAACCCCUCCCCCCAAUUCAAAUCUGAGCUACAGUACUGUUUCACUUGAAACUUCAAAAAAAGCUGGGUAAGCAUUAAUUUCAUCCUCAAGCUUCUGACCAAGUCUCUUACUGUUCCAAUAUGAGCAAACCGAGCAUUUGAAGCCGAAUCCUCUUCUCUAAUUCUUUCCGAAUCCGUGCAUGUUGAAAGACAGUACAAGCUUGUGCUCGAUCUAUCAUGCCCCGAAACGUUCCGAGAAUCGAGAUGCCGGAAUCCGAAGAGAACGAAUUCGCGAGCUCGUCUCUGUUUUCGCCGUCAAGAGCUCCUCUGAAUUCGAUACCGGAUCCAGGUCAACUGCAGAAGACGAAUCAUCAUUUAUCCGAUUUAGAUUUGGUUCAGAAAUUGGAAGGUACAAGAACGCAGCAAAAUCGAGCACUGGGUACGGAGAAGAGAUUCGAAGUUUUCGAAGGUAGAGCUGGAAAUGCGAGUGGUACGCAUGAUUCGAACCCUAAGAUUGUUGGUCGUAGUGUUAAAUCUCGGUCGGAGCCAAACUCUGCGCAGAGUACGCCCACUAGGAACGGUGCUAGGGUUUCUCUCGGUGGAGGUUGUGUUACCGGCGCAAGAGUUGUUCAGUCUUUCGGUGGAAGAGGAGGAACGAGUUCCUUCUCGAGGAUCCCAAGGGGGAUUUCAAUGGCUGAUUCCGUUAACUUUGCGGAAACAACUCCACAUUUUGAGCUCAAUGAAGAUCAUUCGUUUUGGAAAGAGCACAAUGUGCAGGUUUUGAUAAGGCUUAGGCCAUUAAGCACGAUGGAAAAGGCAACUCAAGGAUAUGGUAAGUGUUUAAAACAGGAGAGUCCGCAAACAUUGGUCUGGUUAGGCCAUCCAGAGACCAGAUUCACCUUUGACCACGUUGCAAGUGAGACAAUAUCUCAGGAAAAACUAUUUCGUGUUGCUGGACUGCCCAUGGUGGAGAAUUGCUUGUCUGGUUACAAUAGCUGUGUGUUUGCCUACGGUCAGACUGGUAGUGGCAAGACCUAUACUAUGAUGGGAGAGAUAUCUGAGGCAGAGGGAAGCCUCGGUGAAGACUGCGGAGUUACUGCUCGUAUUUUUGAGUAUCUCUUCUCAAGAAUCAAAAUGGAAGAAGAGGGAAGGAGAGAUGAAAAACUGAAAUUCAGUUGCAAAUGUUCUUUUCUUGAGAUUUAUAACGAGCAGAUAACCGACCUCUUGGAGCCAUCGUCAACCAAUUUACAACUCAGAGAGGACUUGGGAAAAGGCGUAUAUGUCGAAAAUCUUGUAGAGCAUAAUGUGAGAACUGUUGAUGACGUUCUAAUGCUUCUACUACAGGCAAGGCAUUCAUACCUAAACAUUGGAACAGCAAACCGGAAGAUUGCAGCAACCCGUAUGAACAGUGAAAGCAGUAGAUCCCAUAGCGUUUUCACGUGUACAAUCGAGAGCCUCUGGGAGAGAGAUUCUCUAACCCAUUCAAGAUUUGCCAGACUAAAUUUGGUCGAUUUGGCUGGCUCUGAAAGGCAGAAAAGUUCAGGUGCAGAAGGAGAUCGCCUAAAAGAAGCAGCAAACAUUAACAAAUCUUUAUCCACUCUGGGCUUAGUGAUAAUGUCUCUGGUGGAUUUGGCACAUGGGAAACAUAGACAUGUUCCCUAUCGAGAUUCGCGACUUACCUUUUUACUGCAGGAUUCUCUUGGGGGUAAUUCUAAAACAAUGAUAAUAGCCAAUGUCAGCCCAUCUCUUUGCUCUACAAACGAAACUCUCAGCACUCUGAAGUUCGCACAACGGGCCAAAUUAAUCCAGAAUAAUGCUAAAGUCAACGAAGAUGCCUCUGGGGAUGUCACAGCACUUCAACAGGAAAUAAGAAAGUUAAAGGCCCAACUGUCCUCCCUUAUGAAGAACCAUAAUUCGUGUGGGGUUCUUUCAGACUGCACAACUUCUCUUGAAGAAUCAAGAUACUCUGGUACAUGUGAAGUAGCAGGAGAAACAAAACAAGACAAGUGUCACUGUCAGGAGCACAACUCACUGAGAAAGAAGGUGAAAACUAUGAAAGAUCUUUUGAAUAGUGCUCUGAGAAGAGAAAAGAUAGCUGAAAUUGCCCUUCAGAAAUCCCAGGCUGAGAUUGAGCGUGUAGACAGCUUGGUUAGAGACAUGGAAGAAGAUGCUAAGUGCAUUAAAACAAUGCUUAAUCUUCGGGAAGAGAAAGUUGGAGAGAUGGAAUUCUCUACGACUGGUUCAUUUAUGACAAAAGAGUGUCUUAUUGAAGAAAAUAAAUCUCUGAAAGGAAAGAUGAAGCUUCUUCGGGAAAGCAUUGACAAGAAUCCAGAGUUGACACGUUCGGCCUUGGAGAACACCAAGCUCCGGGAGCAGCUACAACGAUAUCAGAAGUUUUAUGAGCGUGGGGAACGAGAGGCAUUGCUUGCUGAGGUGACAGAACUACGCGACCAGCUGCUGGAUGUUCUGGAAGAAAAAGAUGAGUCCUUUCCUAAACAUGCAAUGAAGGAUAGCGAAGUGGAAAAGGAGUUCGAAGACUGUAGAAGCAUGAACUCUAGUUUGAUCAGGGAACUAGAUGAAAUACAGGCAGGACUUGGAAGAUACUUGAAAUUCGACCAAACACAUUCCGACUUUGAUGCAUCUUCCUCCAGUGGAGCUGAAACCAAUCAAGCACAUAAACAUUCAAUGGCAAAAACAAUGUCAACUAUUAGUGAAACCAAAGAGAAGGCGGCUUUUUCAGAGAGUAAAAACCGCAGUAAUAUCAAUGGUGAAUCAGGCAAUCCUGAAGGGAAUAAGGUUUGGCUACAGGAUGUUCUAGAGGAGAACGAUAACACAUAUGCUGUUCCUAGGAUAAAAGGUCAUGACAUGGAGUUAAGUGGCAUGGUCAAUAACACAAAUGCUGUAAUGAAGACUGAUGAGGGGAUAGACCAGUCAAUCCUGCAGUUCAAGUUGGGGAAAGUACUUAAGGACCUCGAGGAGGCGAGGACACUCAAUUAUCAAUAUGAAAAAGAGCAUGAGUCACAGUUAUCUGAGCAACAAGAUAUUGAAGUAGUCCGCGAGCAGGUCGAGACAGAAACUGCCAGAACAAUUCUUGAGCUGCAGGAAGAGGUGAUUGCUCUCCAGUCUGAUUUUCAAAGAAGAAUCUGUAACUUGACUGAAGAAAAUCAAUCGAUGAAAGAUACUAUAACUGCUAGAGAGGCAGAAAUAAGAGCGCUGAACCAAGACUGGGAAAAGGCCACCUUAGAACUUACAAAUUUCAUUGUGGAUGGAUCUAAAUCCAUUAAAGAUGCAUCUACGCAGAUUGAAAGUAUAAUAUGUUCGUUCCCACACGUGAAUGCGUGGAUAGGUGAUUAUGUCGAGAAGGCUGCAAAAGAUUGUAUAAGAAAGGAAGAAACAAUAUUACUUCUACAGAAAAGCUUGGAGGAUGCACGGAUAUUGUUAGCAGAGAUGGAUUUGAAGCUGAAUUCUUUAAAGGGCGCAACAAUUGCCCUCAACGAAUUUCGACUGGACGACAAUGCUGCAACCAGUGAAGAAACUUUCCACGUGAACACUGAAUUAGACAGGAGGAGCAACGAGAUAGACAAGCGUGAGAAUGACUUAAAAGCAAAGCAGUAUUCUGUUCUGGAAGCAGAACGACGUGACGAGGCUGCCUUUGCUGUUACAAAAUGGCUUUCUGAUUCUAGAAAUCAACAGCGAAUGCUGGAGAAAACAGAAGAUCAACCGGUUAAAGAAAGCGGUACAUCAAGUUCAAUCUUUGCUUCUCCUAGUGCGGAAGGGAAUGCUGCUAUUAAUUUGUCAAAGGAUGGAAUUUUGAGUGAAGCAACAUAUCCGAAGGGUGGUGAGCUUUCAACAUCAAGCUCUGAUUUUUCAAACUGCAGAUGGCAACAUGAUGGUGAAUCGACCGAAAAGGGUCUAGGAGUUUCAGGUUCUUUAUCUGACGCCCAGGAAAUUCACAACAAGACUACAUCAGCUUCGAUUGCUAAGAAUGGUUCUAUACAUUGUCUUUACUGUGGAGAGAGGAGACAGUCAGGAGAGGGGCCAUUGACGAUAACAAUGAGCAGAGCAGAAACGGAUUGCAAAUGCAGUAACCCGAGAAUGGAUCCUGUGAGAAGUUUCUUCGAUCGAUUUGAGGCAGUUAAUGCUACCAUGAAAGAAGCUGAUCUCACGUUAUCCGAAUUAGUAAAGGCCAACGAAAAAUCAAAAUAUGUAACUGGAAUGUGGCGUCAAACGCAUGAAGAGCUAACGGUUAAGGAGAAAAAUCUGACGGAUGAUCUUGAACAGGUCAAGUCUACACUGUCUGCAACUGAGAAAGAAAAUCAAAUCUUGCUAAAGCAAACACAAUCAACUUUGGUUGACAUGGGAGAUACAGUGUCGUUGCUUGAAGAAUGUCUUGUGGAAAUGAAAAGAGGAGUAGGAGAAACAUUGGAGGCUUUUUUUUCAGAUCUCCUUUUAGCUCGGAAAGAGCUACUCGAUUUGAUUUCCAACUCAAGAUUGUCAGUUGAACAGAUUGCAUCUGAAAAUAUGGAGAGAGAGUUUACCAUGUAUGCAACAUACCAGUGCCACAUUGGGAAACUGAUAGAUCAAAUUUUGGACCAGAGAAAACAGGUUGUCACUCCCCACUUUGCCGGGAAAGAAAACCAACAGUCAAUGGAAAUCAACGCCAUUGGGUACAGUGCUGAAGAUCAAGUCACUAGAAAGCUAAAUAGAGUUAAAAGAGCAGACGUGGUCACAGGUUUAGAAAAGGAAGACGUUGUUCAGUCACAUGAAAGCCUAUUAUAUGAGAACAUUUAUCUGAAAAAGGAGCUGGAGAGGAAAGAAGCUUCGUUUGAAGGUCUGCUUUUUGAUUUUAGGCUACUCCAGGAAUCAGCAUCAAAUAAAAGAGAUAUCAAAGAUGAAAUGGACGAGCUGUUUGAGGCGUUAUGCAAAGUUCAGCAAGAGCUGGAGCUGAAAGCGAGUCAAGUUCAAGAUCUUUUUGUACAUAACGAGAAUCUUGAAAAUUGCUCCAUUGACUUGAAAACGGCUUUGUUUACGUCAAAGGCAGAUCUCGAGCAGGCCAAAGAGAGGAUACAAAUUCUUGCGGAGCAGAACGAUGAGUUAAGUGUCCUCGUCAGAGACCUCUGUAUGGAAAAAGUUACAGCUGAAGAGGGACUUGAAGAACAAAAAGACCUUGUCAAACGGUUGGAAAAUGAAAUCCUUCACUUGACUACUACAGGAGAGAAGCAGUUUCUUUCCGCUGUCAAAUCCACCGAAGAAAACUUGAAAAAGACCAGCGAGGAGAAAGAUCAACUUGUUGAGGAAAUAUGUUCGUUGAAUGAUAAGCUUGAGUUGGCGUAUGCUCUAGCUGAUGAAAAAGAAGCAAUUGCCGCAGAGGCUCGUCAGGAAUCGGAAGCAAGUAAAAUAUAUGCUGAACAAAAGGAGGAGGAGGUCAAGAUUCUAGAAAUUUCUGUGGAGGAACUUGAGAGUACUGUAAAUAUAUUAGAAAGACGGGUGUAUGAUAUGGAUGAGGAAGUUAAAAGGCAUCGCACCACUCAAGAUUCAUUAGAGACAGAGCUCCAAGCUCUCAGGCAGAGACUGUUUAGAUUUGAAAACUUCACUGGCACUGUGGUUACAGCCAACGAAGGCACAGAGGAAUAUGAGAGCCAAAUAUUCAGGUCAACAGAGCUGCAAGAUGCGCAUCGUCAGAUACAAGUCCUCCAGAAGGAAGUAGCAGAACAAACCAAAGAGAUUAAGCAGCUAAAAGAGUACAUUUCCGAAAUUUUACUGCAUUCUGAGGCCCAAUCAUCUGCCUACCAGGAGAAGUAUAAGACUCUGGAGGUCAUGAUUCGAGACUUCAAAUUAGAGGACUCAAGUUCAUCGGCAGUAGAGACCAUAUCACAUAAAACUGAGAAAAGCUCAAUAAGGAGCAGAGGUUCAAGUUCACCCUUUAGAUGUAUAGUUGGGUUGGUACAACAGAUGAAGUUGGAGAAGGAUCAGGAAUUGACCACGGAAAGGGUUCGUGUUGAAGAAUUGGAGUCAUUGCUAGCCGCUAAACAGAAAGAGGUUUGCACAUUGAACACGAGGAUAGCUGCAGCUGAUAGCAUGACUCAUGAUGUUAUUCGAGAUUUACUUGGUGUAAAAAUGGAUAUAACUAGCUACGCUGAGUUGAUUGACCAGCACCAGGUCCAAAGAGUGGUUGAAGAGGCUAAGCAACAUGCUGAAGAGAUCAUGUCCAAGGACCAAGAAAUCAUUAACCUGAAGAGACACAUUGAUGCUCUUGUUAAGGAAAGAGAGAGUUGCAUGUCAGAGUUGAACAAGAAAGAUACAGAUGUUCUUGCGACACAGAUAUCUUUGGACCAACUACAAGAGCGAAUUCAAUUGCUUUCUAUGCAAAACGAAAUGUUGAAGAAUGACAAGAGCAAUUUGUUGAGGAGGUUAGCUGAGCUUGAACGAACAGUCCGCGAUGCACGAGCCAGUAACCAACAUGUUCCACAGACAAAAAAGGAUACAGUGUCAUUUAAACUUGCUGAUACUGAUUAUACCAAGAGACUGGAAAACGCUCAGAAGCUUCUUUCUCAUGCUAAUAAUGAAUUGGCAAAGUAUCGCAAAACCAGCAAUAAUAUUCCAUCCACAAGAACUCAGGGACAGAGCUCUGGUACAAGAUAUCGGUAAGAAAUUUUCUUACCAAGCUUCUUAUCUCCUUGGCUUGUUCUUGAGUAUAAGUUCCACACGAGAGUCAACCCUAAGAAGCUAGCCCACCAAUCUUAACAAGGCGUACGUUUAGCCAACUGGUUUUUUUUUUGGCUUAAUUCGUUCACAGAUAAGUCCCACGUCCAAUUCCGAUUGCUUAAUGGAAUUUACAUACUUCAGAUGCUUUUUUAAUAAUCUUUUGGAAAUGUUGUGUAUAAGAAUGCAUAUAACAUGUUGCUGAAGUUGGCCUGUUGUUUGUAAUUGUAUGUUUAUAUUUAUAUAUAAAGAAAGAGUUUGCAUUUUGCAAUCAUUCGGUGUGAAGGCCGUAUUAGGCACUUAACCACCAUUUCUCAUUUGCUAAAACAACAAAGACAACAACAAAAACAAGACCUUGUAGGACAUACAUGUUCGAACCAAAGUGAAGAAUUAUUUUCCAAUUACUUCAGACUGCAUCUGCCUUCACCUUCAACGACUCAUCCUUAGUACAGACAUAGAUGUAAUGGACAUCAGGGCUUUUGCCAAUUGCCGAUUCCACUGAGUUUUCCUCAUCAUCUAGGGCUAUAGGCUUUGUGAGUUCCCACUUUGGCGUUUCUAGUUGUUGUUCGGUCAAACUUUUGUCUUUUUCAUCAACUGCUUCAUUAUACGUGAAAGGAUCAAGAAAGAAAUAUAGAAGGAGAGGCCGAUUCCAGAAUGAAGAAAAGGAGCAGAAACCAUUUAACAUUCAUGCCAUAGAUCACCUCCUCAAGCAUUUGCGUUGAGUAUUGCCUCGAAUUGCUCCCACACAAAAUGGAGUCUAAGAUACCUUUAUCAAUUACAGCAUCAAAAGAAGCAGCUUCAAAUGCCUUCAUAUCACGCACAUCCAUCUUCAAAUCUGUUUCACCUGAGGACGAUUGGAGUACUUGUUAUUCAUGGCAUCGAUCACCACAGAGGAAAUGUCGAUAUUGACUACAUCCUCGUACCCAUCAUCCACCAUAUCCUCGCUGAACACUGAGUUUCCGCAGCCAAUGACGAGGACUGGGUGAUUACGGCGAGGGACGUAGAGAUUGAUGAGAGGAGCCAAUGAAGAAUACUUCUGGUACCAAUCAAACGGCUCAGAUUCGUUCGUGUAGCGAUCGUCCCAGUACCAUUGCUCACUAUAAGAUUGCGUCGACGUCUCUGCCGCCAUCGUCUUCGCCUUCUUCUCCGUCGUAACUAACCGAUUUCGUUUUUGUUUUCCCCUCUGAUCAAACGAAGGGGAAAGAGGCAGGAGGCAAUAAUCGGAUACACGAGAGACCACUGUAGUGGUCAAGAUCUUCCUAAUAAAGUCACGUGUGGUGAGUCUCGCGCACCAUCCGAUUUUCCCGGUUUGCUUUAUAAACCGUCAAUUUUAAGAUUAAAC